AUGUCGGAUGUUGAUAGCUGUUCCGCGUAUUUCUCCAAGAAUCAGACUGUUCAAGCGUCCCUUACUAAGAAGUUGUGUAUCAUGGCCACACAAGGACAACAGUAUCACGUGAAAGGCGGUAGCAAGCACGGGGUGGAAGACCAGGAGACUGCAAAGCCAAGUGCUGAUAUAGCAGAUGCUAUCUUCAAGCAUUUAGGUGUCUCAAAACGGAUGCCGGCUUCUACAAUACUAUACAAAGGCAACCAGUUUGUCACCGGUAAUGAAAUUUCGAGGGACCAUCUUGCUAGAGUGUUGAAGAGGUUUACAGUGUUAUAG
This is a messenger RNA of Suillus bovinus, 315 nucleotides long. RefSeq lists its product as uncharacterized. The coding region runs from base 1 to 315 and encodes 104 amino acids. NCBI's taxonomy places the organism in Eukaryota, Fungi, Basidiomycota, Agaricomycetes, Boletales, Suillaceae. The transcript has 2 exons. The record is from RefSeq and is a predicted model, not a curated record.